Molecule: messenger RNA, 2283 nt
Organism: Funneliformis mosseae
Lineage: Eukaryota; Fungi; Glomeromycota; Glomeromycetes; Glomerales; Glomeraceae
Source: the annotation of a GenBank genome assembly
AUGAGUAAUAAAGUUUCUAUCGAAAUUCCACCUCAAUAUGACGAGACCCCAGAUAAAGGUAGUCCUGUUAGUAUGAUGAAAUUCUCCCCCGAUGGAAAAUAUCUUGUUACUUACAGUGAAGUCGACGAGACAUUUGUCUGUUGGAAUGUUGGAAGUAUUAAAGAUGUAUUAGAAAGUAAAUGCAUAAAAGCAAGCCAAUCUUUAAAAAGUUGCGAGAAUGAAUUGAAUAGUAGUAUUAUCCAUAUGUGUAUCUCUAAUGAAAUGAUAUUAGCAUAUAUUGAUGAUGAAUAUGACAUUAGAAUCAUCGAUAUGAAUGAACCAUUUCAAGAAAUCAAAUUGUAUUUUGAAUUUGAUGAAAUGAAGAUUAACAUUGAAGAUAUUAGAAUAUCAAAUGAUCAAGAUUAUACUUGCCUGAAAAUGGAUGAUGAGAAAAUUAUUAUUCAUUCAGAUAAACUGGGAAUUUCUAAGUCAUUGGAUUUGAAUGAUGAACAAUUGAAAAGCUUUAUGAUACAUCAUCAACAUUUGUCAUAUUUUUUAUUUGAUCAUCGUUUGAUUUGGAAUCCUGACACUAAAGGCUAUAAUAUUGAAUCAGAAAUUUAUAAAUUUGUAAAUUUAGAACAUGUAGACAAAUUUCACUUGGAAUCAUCAGCGGUAUUAAAAAAAGAGGAGCUUAUAGAACUUGAUGAAUUAUCUCAAGAACAAAUUGAUUUGUUUAAUAAGUAUGAAUUAGAUAAAGAUUCUAUUAUAUGGAAAAUUAAAAUUGAAGGAUUAGAGAAUCAGAAAUUUAAAAUCGAUGAAGCUCUGAAUAUUGAUACGGAAAAUUUUAUUGAAAUGAUUUCUGAUAUUAAAAAAAAUGAGAAUGAUGUUGAAAGCCGAAUAAAAAAAUACAAAAAUACAAUCAAAGAAUAUAUUAUUAAAAUGAAUAGUAUAAUUAAACUAGAUAUUAAAUCUGAUGAAGCUUUAACGUUGGAUUUUAUUGAACUGAUAACUAAAAUUGAAAAAGAAGAGAAAGAUCAUAAAAAAUGGAAAAGCAGAAUCGAAAAAUUAACGAAGGAAUUUACUAAACGUAUAACAAAAGUUAAAAAUUUAGCAGAAAGUUCUUAUAAUAUUAAUAUUGAAGAAAAUUAUUUGUCUUUUAGCAAAGAUUUCAUUCGUUUAUUUGGCGCAGAAAAAUAUUUAAGACACGCAGAUAAAUCAAGAAAAGUAGAUGACAAAAAAGUCCAAAAUAUCAAGUUUCUUGCUCAUAAAUCAAUAAAUAAGAAUAAUAUAGUUAUAUUAACAGAAGCUGGCAUUUUUAUUUUUCAAUUAAUCAACGAUGAGAAUUUAGUUUCUUUGAGUUACUAUCACAUGUAUAAAUUUAAUAUUUAUGAAAAUAUAGGAGAUGAUGAUAAUGUUAAAUUAAUUCGUGGAUGGGUAUCAUAUGUUCAAGAGAAUAAGAAAGAAUUUUUAAAACACCUCCCUCAUUUAUUAAAAUUCACGGCUGAUGCAGAAUUAACAGAUGAAAUUUAUAAUUAUGUUAAAUUGAAUAGGGAAGAUAUUUUAAAAUAUGGUUCUACAAUAUUAAGAAAAGCGAUUAAGAUACAAGCUUCAAACUUAAUAGAGAAAAUUUAUAAUGAAUGUUUAGAUCUCUUUAAAAAAGAUUUAGAAAACAAUAAUGCAUUCUUAAGCAUUAUAAAUAAAUCAAUGCCAUCAUUGGAUAAACAUUAUCCCGAAUAUAUUGCAAGAUAUUCAUCAGAUACAAAUAUGAUCAUAGAUUCUCCAAAAUAUAAAAUCGAACUACUAAAUACAACACAUCUUUAUCCUUUUUCCAAUAUUGCAUGCUUUACGGCUGCUUCAACAUAUUCUGAAGAUAUUGUAUCUGAAGGCAUCAGAAAUCCACUUUUAAAAGCCACAAUAGUACUUGGAAUUAUUCACUUAAAUUUCGAACUUCGCCAGAUAUAUUAUGAUCCUAUUAAAUGGUUUAUUGAUCCUUGGAACUAUUUUGGCGAUUCAAAUGCUUUACCCAACUGGGAAUAUCUUGAUAAUCCAAAACUUACCAUAUUAAUGGUUUUAUUCUCUUUAUUAAUUGCUGUGUACCUAAUGAAUUUGUUGAUUGGAUUACUCAGUAACGCUAUUGAUGAAGAUAAUAAUAGAGCUUCGUAUUUUAUGCAAAAGGCGAGGUUUUUAGUCUUCAAAAUGGUUUAUGGAUUGUUUGAAACACAGGAAAUCGAAUUCCCAACAAAAUAUAACCCGAAUACCGAAAUCUUGAAUUACCCAACUCCAAUUUGGCGAAAUCCUGAUUAA